Messenger RNA from Carlito syrichta (Philippine tarsier), 3041 nucleotides. RefSeq names its product fibroblast growth factor 9-like. The transcript has 4 exons. NCBI's taxonomy places the organism in Eukaryota, Metazoa, Chordata, Mammalia, Primates, Tarsiidae. Gene Ontology annotation, cellular component: cytoplasm. Gene Ontology annotation, biological process: positive regulation of gene expression; lung development; animal organ morphogenesis. The coding region runs from base 1 to 522 and encodes 173 amino acids. Gene Ontology annotation, molecular function: fibroblast growth factor receptor binding; growth factor activity. The record is from RefSeq and is a predicted model, not a curated record.
AUGAUCAUUAUUGCUGCCGCUGUUGUUACUGUUCUUGGUUACUGUACAUCAGCUGAGAUUCCACACGUUCAGGGAAGUUCCACACCUUCUUGGAAGCAUCCUGGGGAUGCUGACUCUGAGGACUCACUCAGGGCUCUAACCUGCCCUCUGCCUUUUGCCCUGUGUCUCGUAGGCAUUCUGGAAUUCAUCAGUAUAGCCGUGGGCCUGGUCAGCAUUCGAGGCGUGGACAGUGGACUCUACCUCGGGAUGAACGAGAAGGGGGAGCUCUAUGGAUCGGAAAAACUAACCCAAGAGUGUGUAUUCAGAGAACAGUUCGAAGAAAACUGGUAUAACACGUACUCAUCCAACCUAUAUAAGCACGCCGACACUGGAAGGCGAUACUAUGUUGCAUUAAAUAAAGACGGGACUCCAAGAGAGGGAACCAGGACUAAGAGGCACCAGAAAUUCACACAUUUUUUACCUAGGCCCGUGGACCCUGACAAAGUCCCCGAACUAUAUAAGGAUAUUCUAAGCCAAAGUUGACAAAGACGGUUUCUUCACUUGAGCCCUUAACAGAGUAACCACUAUAAAGGUUUCCCGCGGUGGGUUCUUACUGAUUAGCUGUGUCAUCCAUCAGCUCCACUGUUGCCAAACUUUGUCGCAUGCAUGAUGUAUGAUGGAGGCUUGGAUGGGAACAUGCUGAUUUUGUUCUGCACUUAAAGGCUGGUCCUCCCGGAGGGCCGCCUGGGGCCGCUUGCUCGAUUUCCCAUGACCGAAGAGGAGAGAGAGGGGUGUGAGUGUGUGAGUGUGUGAGGCGGGGCGCCGGAGGGAAGCCAGAGCCCGGAGGACCGCGGCCCCAUGCAUGCUGGAAAUAGACACGCUUUUACAUUUCGGCCCGUUGUCCCUUCAUCCCGUCUCCGCCCAGCCGCCCACCCCUCGACGCGUCAGGAUGCUGGCCAGCGGCCCGCGGGGGGCUAGCUGCAUUCUCAGAGGCAUGGAGGGUGCGGUCUUACUUCAAAGACGAUUUCGGUUCCUUCUCACUGGUGUCAGCCCAGUGAACUUAAAGCAAAGACCUCUUAGUAAAAAAAAAAAAAAAAAGAGAAAAAAAAAGAAAAAAAAGUUAAAUUUAUUUAUAGAAAUUCCAAAGGCGACAUUUUAUUUAUUUUAUAUAUUUAUUUAUUAUAUAGAGUUUAUUUUUAAUGAAAUAUGUACAGGCCAGAUAGGCAUUUUGGAAGCUUUAGGUUCUGUAAGCAUUAAAUGGCAAAGUCCGCUAUGAACCUGUGGUAAAUUCAUGCAAGUAGCUCUAACAGUGCAUGGAUCUGGGACACUGAUGACCCCAAUGUACUCAAGGCGACAAUCUCUUUUGUGCCCGUAUUAUUGUAUACUUAUGCACAUGACUUCUGACACUGAGUAUUCACUCUUCAGACUGCUUGUUCCAUAGCUUACCCCAGAGGAUUAAAGAAAAACUGGGUCUCAAACUUUUAUUCUGUGUCUGUAAUAUUUCCUCUCUCAUAAGUGACACCAUUAUUGUAAUGGCAUGAUUGGAAAGCCUGAGGGUUGGCCUGUGUCUUACUUGUUUAGAUCUAUCAUAGAAGAUACCAAAGCUACAUAAUAACUGUGCAUUUAUUUUACCCAGUCAUCUCCAGAACAGCAGGACUGACAUCAAACAGUUUACUGGUUUAGAAUUCUCAAAAAAAGAAAAGGAAAAAAAAAAAAAAGCUUGCAUAGCACAGACUAAUUUUUUUUUUUAAGAGACAAGAAUCAGAGGAACAGGCUCAUACUUGUAAACUUUUUAUUUGUGCACUUGGCUAUCAACUAUGAAAUUAUACAAGUACUGUAGGGGUCAUUGUAACAUCUCUUAGGGAAAAUGACUUUCGGUGUGAACUGUUAUAAUUAUGUGGUCAGAGCACCCUUCAAGUAAAACUUGCAAAAUGGAACUAAAUAAACCUUGAUCAAGAGUGACAGUGAGGGAGAAGGCAUUAUACUUGACUGUGUUUUGUUUUUAAAAACAGUCUUCACAGCGCUCAGUAUUUUUAGAGGGAGGUUACUCUAUAGAAUAUCUUUUUCAAGGGUUUUAUAACAUUUUACACUGAGAAGCCUAAGGAUACAUAUUUCUUCAGUAGCAAUAAUUUUGGAACUUGCCCUUGGGCGAAGGAGACAAUUUCCUACUAUAUAUUAAGGAGCAAAGAGUCAAAUUCUUAAAGCAAUAUUUAAGAAAAAGGAACUGAUAACAAAUUCUCAUCUCCACAGAGCACUUUCGAGUUGGCUGUGUUGGGAAAUUGAAAGUGACAGUUGAAAAAUGUGUCAGGAUUUGUGGAGCUAAUUUUAAAGUUUAAUAUUCCAACUUUGUUUUGCUCCGAUGCACAUUCUCUAUGACAAAUAAAAGUGUGUCACUGGUGAGUUAAAUCUGUUCCGUGCUAGAGGCGCAUCCUUGUCAUGACAGUGUAUGGCCUGUCUGCAGUCCAAGUCCGGAGCACGUGGCCACGCCCUCCUGCUGGUGUGCGUUAAAGGAAGAACCACGUCUAAUAUUUGGAAUUAAGAGAUAUUCUGGGGAGGGGACAGAGUGCUGUAAAAUAAUUGAUUUAUGGUAAAGGUCAGAAUGUCCUCUUUCUUUUUAAAAACUUUCUAAACAGAAACUGCAUUUAAUCCCAUGAAGUAGUAUUCUUAUUUAUUAUUUAACCCUUUGCUGCUGCUAAAAUGUGCACAUAUUCAGGCUUUAGUUUUUCCAAAAGGCAUUUAAUUUUUUUUUUUUUUUGGCUGAAAAAAACGUUGAACAUUUGACCACAGGGAAGAAUCAAGUUUCUAGGAUGUCAUAGGUAUAAUCUUUAGCACUGAAAAAAAUUGAUUUUAGAAGACAGCCAAAAGUAAUGUUAAAGUAGCAGCAGACCCGAGAUGAUCCGCCUGAAAGGAAAGAGUAUUUCUAGAAAAUGCUACUUUAAUGUCUACUUUUGGAGUUAAUUUUGUUUUGGUACCUAUUUUUUUUUUUUUUUUUAAGAAAAGCAAAAUGUUAUAUGCUUUUGGCAAUUGAUACAAUAAACUGUAAUGGUCUGUAAAUAAAUAAA